UUUUAAGGCACCCUGGCGUAUUAAAUGACAUCCCAAUAUUUUCACACACAAGCUUCCCUCCCUUCUCUAUGACAUUCUAUUCGAGAACACACCGUUCUUCAUGUCCAGGUUUUACUGGAAAAUUGGCAAAGUAAACUGCAUUGCAUAUUUGCAUUAUAAUAUAUUGAUAGAAGGGAUCAGCAGCACCUGAUAUGGCUGACGGUGAACAACUCAAGAAGUAUGGGGUCCCGAUUUACGGGGCUGCAUGGGUCCCAUCCGGAGCCAUCACAUCUGCUCCUGAAUCAAAGCCGGAGGAAGAUGGAGAUAGUAUGGUCCCUAAUGACAACUUGCCUUCGGUUGCUGCUGCCAACUAUAUUGUCCUUGCUGGAGGGGGUGGCGAAGGGCGUAGCGGCAUCCCAAAUGCUAUCCUCCUUGUUCAACUUGACCCCGACUCCCAUAUUCUAUCCAACCAACCAGUGGCAAGGUUUGGAACUGGUACUGAUGUGCCUUACAGGAUGGCGGUCCACCCUGGAGGAGAAGGCCUUAUUUGUUCUUUACCUAAAAAUUGCAGGUGGUUUGAGUGGGAUGCAAGCAAUAUCACAGAUGGGGGUGCUUUGGCUCUAAAGUCAUCUGAGAGAGUUCUUAAGCAUUUGGAAGACAUUGAGAUGCAAUUAGCACUUACAUUUAACAAUGAGGGUUCCCUACUUGCUGUUGGUGGUGAGGAUGGCAAGCUUAGAGUUUUCAAAUGGCCAAGCAUGGAGAUUAUUAUUGAUGAGCCCAAGGAUCGUUCUUCUGUAAAAGAUUUAGAUUUCAGCCCUGAUGGAAAAUUUCUUGUAUCUCUGGGAAGUGGCUGUUGUAGGGUCUGGAAUGUCUCAACAUUAACAUUGGUGGCUUCUUUGCAGAAGAAAAAUGAUGAGAUGUUUGGAUUUUGUAGAUUCUCGCGAUGUAGUAAGAAUCAGACCAUCUAUGUCACCGCUUCAAAUGGAAAAGGAGGAAGUAUUGUGAUGUGGAACACCACUACAUGGAAGAGGAUGAACUCAAAGCUUGUUGUCUCUCUCCCGAUUUCAGCAUUUGAUGUUUCAGCUGAUGGGAAGCUCCUAGCAAUUGGGACCACUGAAGGUGAGGUUCGGAUCUUGAGUUCUGAAAAUAUGCGAGUGCUGAUGACGGUUAAGAAAGCACAUAUGGGUAUACCGACCAAAGUAACAUUCUCCAAGGAUUCAAGGGCUUUGCUCUCUGCCUCAAUGGAUUCAAGUGCAAGGGUGACACUCAUCAGGGACAAUGACCGUAAAAAUAGAGGGUUCAGUUUCUGGAUGGUAGUUUUUGUCAUUUUAUUGGCAAUAGCUGUGUACUAUGCAAAACAGGAAGGGAAGCUUUCAUGGCAGCACAAUUUCCCAUUCAAGUCCUAGAGUAAAGUUUUACUGCUGUCGUUACAUUUUGACAAUUUUCCGCCAUCGCCCUUUGUUAUUGACAACAGUUGAGGUUCUUCUCCCAUUCCCAGGACAGUUGAUUUCUGUGGAACUGAAACCAAACAUUGUACUCUUCUUGUACGGAAACUCAAGGUGGUUAAUGGGGGUUGCCUCUCUUAGAAAUAGAUAAAUAAAUAAAUUACACACUCAAAAGCGUAAUGUGCUCUGUGGACCAUAGUAUGAAGGGCAUACAUUGUAAGUAACAGUUAUUGACCUUACAAAAAGGUUAUGUUAUUAGAUGCCAAUGGAUUUGACAGCUUUAUAUGUUUGUUGAAUAGAGCACUACCAAUGUGUUAAAAGCAUACACACUACUCAGUACUUUUUUAGAAUUAUUGCAUGUGGCGUAAUAUUUGUAAACUAAAAUCUCUAUUUACAGUCAAACCAAACGUGGAAUAGCGUUGCAUAAUAAUAUCCCGAUGAUCUGUUAAGUGGAAA
Cuscuta europaea is the source of this 1880-nucleotide messenger RNA. Lineage: Eukaryota; Viridiplantae; Streptophyta; Magnoliopsida; Solanales; Convolvulaceae. The record is from the annotation of a GenBank genome assembly.